UCACCGGGCACAACGUUGCAUCCCGCGGCAACUCUCACCGUCAGUCGAGAGUCGGACCUGGACCUGAUUGGAACCAACAAGAGUGGCUAGCAGGAUUCCUUGUUCAAUACAUUCUUCGUUAAGAACACGAUACUUUUACCAAAGAUGCUGAGGGAAACGAUUUUCGUUUUCGCGGCUCUGCUCGUGCUCGCCAGUACCACGGAAGUCACUAAGUGCGGCACUGGAGAAAAUUUCGAGGAUCCUAAUCAGGUUAAGAUAUCCGGCUGCGACGUACCACCGUGUAAAUUGAAACGCAGGACAAAGUAUUCGAUCGAGGAGAAGAUCGUGCCAGAUCGAGAUGUCGAGAACCUGGUGAACUCGGUGAACGCCGCUAUUCUGGGUGUACCGUUGCCCUUCGUCGGCGUCGAUGGGACCAGCGCAUGCAACAGCAUGUUCAACGUGGACGGAAGUCCGGCUGGGUGCCCUCUGAAGAAAGGAGUGGAAUACGUUUACAAGCAAGAGUUUCCUAUACUUCAAAUUUAUCCCACUGUCUCCAUGGUCAUACAUUACGAGCUGAUGGACGGAAAUCACUCGGUGGCAUGUUUCGAAGUUCCAGCGAAGAUCACCAACUGAGAGGAGCUGAUUCGUUAUUUUUUCUAAGAGAUUCGAACACCGUACCCCCUUUUGGAAGUCGCGAAUCUCGGCCUCUGGGUCCGAAACAAAGUGUAAAAUAAAGAUUGACGACGUGGAACAAAGAGCGUUCGUUUUGAGAAACGAAUCUCUUCCGCGAGGAGAGAGCGAUCUCUUUUUAAACAGUUCAAUUAAUGAACGAGCUUAAUCAGUAUCCGCUGUACACUGUAUCACGCGUAAUUAUAAUUAAUAAUAAAAAUGCUUUUAUAUGUUA
This is a messenger RNA of Osmia lignaria (orchard mason bee), 883 nucleotides long. RefSeq names its product Niemann-Pick type C-2b (gene Npc2b). NCBI's taxonomy places the organism in Eukaryota, Metazoa, Arthropoda, Insecta, Hymenoptera, Megachilidae. The record is from RefSeq and is a predicted model, not a curated record. Gene Ontology annotation, biological process: intracellular cholesterol transport. Gene Ontology annotation, molecular function: sterol binding.